GCGACUUGUCUUCCCCCUCCAUCCUUUCCGGCGCCUCGGAUCCUAUCCCUAGUCCUCGACAUUCUAUGACCUAAAUCCGAGUCCUGUUGGUCACUCUUGCUCGACACUGUAUCAGCCAUACUGCUCACUGCCAUCCACAACUUGCUCCCCAACCACCACCAUGUCCAGUUUGAAGAACUCGCAGUUUGGCAAACGGCUCCGCGCGUCUCAUGCGCCAGACAACGACGAAGAACGCGGGCGGCGUAAUCGGCCGCGAACUCAGCCUACCUUUGGCGUUGCCCCAUCGCCCUCCGAUUCUCUAAUGGCCGGUUAUGAGAGUAGCGGCGCGGAGAAGGGUGUUGGUCAUAAAGACUACGGCGAUCGUUUCGUGCCUACUCGAGACACGGGGGACAUCCGUACCUCCUACCAGCUUAAAGAUGAAAUACCCCCCACAACCCCGUCCAAGGCCCGGAUAAUACCUACCGAGUCGGAUGCGCAGAAAGAGCAGGCGAACGCUAUCUUUACAUCCAUCUUGACAACAGAAGUCACGCCCCCCUCACCCAACCGCGCCGUCUCUCCCGUUCGUCAAGCUUCCAGCUCCGCGCUGCCUACGACGCCCACGAGGAAGCGGCUGUUCAACUACAAUUCUCCAUCGCGCUCAAAUUCUGGCACUCCUGGCAGGCGACUCGAUACGCCUACUGACGAAGCUUAUUCGAUGAGUCCCGUGCGUGCGGAGAGCAGGCAGACGUUGGAGAGCCCACGAAGGAAGCUUCGCAGCGUUUGCAAGACGCCAUAUCGCGUUUUGGACGCGCCAGAGCUGGCCGACGAUUUCUACUUGAACCUGGUGGACUGGUCAAGCACGAACGUUCUUGGAGUGGGACUAGGCUCAUGCGUGUAUCUGUGGACGGCACAUACUGCUGCGGUAUCGAAGCUGUGCGAUUUGUCUGAUACUAGCGACACAGUAAGUUCGCUGUCGUGGGUAGAGAAGGGCACCACACUGGCGGUGGGGACGCUGUCAGGCAAACUACACAUAUAUGAUGCGAAUACGCUGGAUAGACAGCGGACAUAUCAACAGGCACACGGCAAUCGAAUAGGCGCACUCUCAUGGAAUCAGCACAUCUUGAGUUCAGGGUCGCGCGACCGGAGUAUAUGUCACCGAGAUGUGAGGGAAGCCAGCAUGAAGCCGUUCAAGAAGUCACAGGGCCACAGACAGGAAGUUUGUGGACUACGAUGGAACACUGACGCAGGGCAGCAGACUGCGUUGUUGGCAAGCGGUGGUAACGAUAACAAGGUCUGCAUAUGGGAUCUUCGCGGUAACAAGCGACCCGGCAUACGGAACAAUCCCACCCCUGCGCCAAGUAGCGGGGCGAGCACGAGCGGAGCCGAGGAUACCAGUGACGCACCAUUGUUCAAAUUCCACGAGCACACGGCGGCAGUAAAGGCAUUAGCCUGGGAUCCGCACGUCAGCGGCGUACUGGCGAGCGGCGGCGGCACGGCCGACAAGCAUAUUCGCUUCUGGAACGUUUAUACAGGAGCACUGUUGAGCCAAUUGGAUACUGGUAGUCAGGUCUGCAACCUGACAUGGUCGCUCACGUCACAUGAACUUGUGUCGACGCAUGGAUUCUCGUCGACGACAGCGCAGAAUCAGAUCUGCAUCUGGAAAUAUCCAUCUCUGGACAUGGUUGCGUCGCUCACGGGACACACUCAUCGCGUGCUCUACCUCGCCAUGAGCCCGGACGGCGAGACGAUUGUCACCGGCGCGGGCGACGAGACGCUCCGUUUCUGGAAUGCGUUCCCAAAGAAGGACGGCAAUCGCGACAGGAAGGAGAGCCGGCUGGAUUACAGUCGGCUCAUACGGUGAUCCCAACCUACCCGCGCAUAGAAGCGAACGCUCCGGCCUCCGAUGCUUAAUUCAUCCCUCAUCUACUAUUGACAUAUCGACGCAUCCAACACAUCUCACCUUGCCGCUGCAACAUUUCAUCACCAGACAUACUAUCCUCAACGAACUGCCUCAUAUCUUUAAAUGUGCUGUGUGCACUGCCCUUUGACCUGUUGUUGUCUCAUAGCUUUCAUUCAGGGUGCUUAUCCCCCACUCUUCCAGCGAGCUCUGGCGUCGUGCUUCAUGCCACCCUUUUCGCUUUCUCAGCCAUGUGCUUUCGGGAACUUUUUCUUCUUUUUUACCUCACUUAAGCCUGAUAUGAUAUAUAAGUAUGCAUUCUCUGCGCGCCUUGCCCUCCCCUAGUACAAUUCUUCGCUCCUCGGUUCAUGUCUCUCGUGGUGUAUAUGAAAUGGAUCUUUUGUCGCUGGACAUAUAUACAGUACAUACCUGUUAGAAAUAUAUUGCUUUGCUUUCACUCAAAGACGGCACUGCGGCGCAACAGGUGUGUUACACACAGAUAGGGUAAGCUUAACGCGGGAUAUACUCAAUACAAGCAUAUUUCGUUCCUUCAGUCCUUCAGUCCUUCGGUCAUGCACUACCACCACCUCAUCUUCCUUCCCUAUACCUUCUGAAUAACUUAGGGCGCACUGAGCACAGUCUGCAUGAACUGGUCGUAGUUAAUCUGAAUCCAGCCAUCACGGUCGUUGUCGAGGCGCUGGAAGCUCUCGGUAAGGGUCUUGAUGACGACGCAUGCGCGCACGAAGCGAUCGAACGAGAUGCCGGGCGGCGCGGUGCCAGGUACGGACGGUGCGCUCGCUUGUUGCACAUCUACCCCUCACGACGGGGCGCGUCAGUCAGCGUACGCUCUCCUUCAUGCGAAGUAACAGCACGACGUACCAUAUUUCUUCUCAAGCAGGUGCAGCAGCUGCGGGGAGAGAUUGUAUCCAAACUGUGUCAGCGCCUGCUGCAGCUCCGCAUGGUCGAUGGAGCCCGAGCGGUCGCGGUCGAAGUGUCGGAAGACGUUCUGCCAGUCCUUGAUGUACUUCCACAAGCCUGCGAACUAUGCACAGUAUUAGGGUGAGAGUGGGGGCGGGGGGACAGAGUGCGCACCUCGUUGAAGCCGAUCGAGCCGCUGCGGUCAGUAUCCUGGGUGUGCGCGUGAAUAU
Molecule: messenger RNA, 3024 nt
Organism: Phanerochaete carnosa HHB-10118-sp
Lineage: Eukaryota; Fungi; Basidiomycota; Agaricomycetes; Polyporales; Phanerochaetaceae
Exons: 3
Coding region: 161-1840 (559 amino acids)
Biological process (GO): positive regulation of ubiquitin protein ligase activity; positive regulation of anaphase-promoting complex-dependent catabolic process; anaphase-promoting complex-dependent catabolic process
Cellular component (GO): anaphase-promoting complex
Molecular function (GO): protein binding; ubiquitin ligase activator activity; anaphase-promoting complex binding
Source: RefSeq, a predicted model, not a curated record